Messenger RNA from Amphimedon queenslandica, 3821 nucleotides. RefSeq names its product N-acetylglucosamine-1-phosphotransferase subunits alpha/beta-like. The transcript is spliced from 25 exons. Gene Ontology annotation, biological process: N-glycan processing to lysosome; carbohydrate phosphorylation. Bases 69 to 3593 code for a protein of 1174 amino acids. Gene Ontology annotation, cellular component: Golgi apparatus. Gene Ontology annotation, molecular function: UDP-N-acetylglucosamine-lysosomal-enzyme N-acetylglucosaminephosphotransferase activity; calcium ion binding. Lineage: Eukaryota; Metazoa; Porifera; Demospongiae; Haplosclerida; Niphatidae. The record is from RefSeq and is a predicted model, not a curated record.
UGGCCUUUCGAUCGAUUCAAAAUUUGAGAGAUAGCCGUCACGUGUAGUACAAAAAGUAGCUCUUGACAAUGGAGGGUCCAGCUAGUAAGGUUUUACAAAGAAAGCUCUACUCCUGGCUCUCUUCAAGGAAGGGAAUACCUCUCUGCAUCUUUGGACUCUUGCUCCUCGCUAUCUCGGCAUUUCAGUUUGGAGAGGUUCUCCUCUCCUGGAGUAAAGAGAGAUAUGCUGCUCAGUUUAGUAUCCACCACGACAACAUUGCUGGCACCUCUUUCGAGAAAUUUAUGACACCAGACUUACCCAUUGAUAUUGUCUAUACAUGGGUCAAUGGGUCUGAUCCACGUCUGCUUGCAGAACUUAAAAUCCUGAGACAGGAAGUUGUUGAGUUAGAAGAAGAGGAAAAGAAACUGAAACAGAACAAUAAUGCAACUAAUAUAACAAGAGUGGCGACUCCCACCCCAACACAGUGUCCAUUCAAGCACUGCAUCCCAUGGAAGUCACUGAUAGUUGAUGCUACCAACCUCUCCUCCUCACUCUCUCUCUCUUCCUUCUCUCAAGAGUUUCCAAGCAUACAUCCGAGCGACAUAUUAAAUAUUUAUUAUCUCAAUACUACCGGGGGCCAUGCUCCACCUGUUUAUGCUGUUAGGAUGCCAACAGAAGAUAGAGUAUCAUCGUACUUACUUAAUUCAUCACUGACUUCUUAUGAUGGGCACAUUGUCUCUAUAACAAGAGGCUUCUUGUCUUCUGACCCAUUGUUAGUGAGUGGUGUAGCAAUCAACCAGUCUUUAAUGUUUUCCUCUCCCCAUCUCUUCCCUAACAACUUAACCAUCAAAGAAUUAAUAACAUCAACUCUUCACUCAUUAAACAUUGGAUUGAUAACAGAGUUGGAGAUACCUAUUCGCAGUAUUGGUGUGGCUUUUAUUCAAAAGUUCGAUGUGGGAAGGCUUCUACAUAGCCUAAACGCUACAUUUAUGAAUGAGACACUGUUGUUUCACUUACCUCAUGCAAUAUGGCUACCAAUGACACCAGAAGAGAAGGAGACAAAGAAUGAUAUUAUUUCAUCAAAUAGAUUCCAAGACAACGAAGAAUUGCGUUAUUCUUUAAGAUCAGUGGAGCGCUAUGCUCCCUGGAUAAGACGUAUUUAUAUUGUAACUAAUGGGCAGAUACCUCACUGGCUUAAUCUUGAUAAUCCAAGAAUAUCAGUAGUCACUCAUCAAGAUAUUUUUGUAAACAAGUCUCAUUUGCCUUGCUAUAGUUCUCCUGCUAUUGAGAGCCAUUUGCACAGAAUACCAGGACUAAGCAAGUAUUUCUUGUAUCUCAAUGAUGAUGUUAUGUUUGGUAAUGAUAUUUGGCCUCACGAUUUCUUUACUCCAGAAGGAGGGCAAAGAAUUUUUCUAAGUUGGUCUGUACCCAAUUGUGCCGAAGGCUGUCCUAGUAAUUGGAUCAGAGAUAAAUAUUGUGACACAGCCUGUAAUGUAUCUUCCUGUGAUUGGGAUGGAGGUGAUUGCAUUAAUGCUACCAGACCUGGCCCAGUCGGCUCCAGAUCAUGGGGCACUUAUCGUAGAACUAGUGACUAUUGCAGCUCAGGUUGUUUAAACACAUGGAUUGGCGAUAGGUAUUGCGACAAUUCCUGCAAUGUCUUCAAGUGUGGCUAUGAUGCUGGGGAUUGUGGCAUUGACCAACUAAAUGAGAUUUAUUCGGUUAGUGUGACAAACACCUCGUCAUCUACUCCGCCCGUCUUUGUUAUACCACUUGAAACACAAGCAGUGUAUUUCAAUCUCUCCUCCAUAUUUUAUAACCGCUCCAUCACUGCGGCUACCCACACUCCCUCCCCAAUCAUAAGGACUGCCAUCGUUGCUCAAAAAUUCAAAAUCUUAUCGCUAACUUUUUCAUCCAAUGUCUCACGAAACUCCUCCCACUUUAUAAUCAAGAGCAAAGUCAAAGAAACAGAGAUAUCUGUUGAGUUCAUAGUCGUUGCUGACACUAAGACAGUUAACUUCUCUUCAUUAUUGAAAGAUAAAUCUUACGGGAAGUGGAGCUUUCCUCAUUAUAAUAAUGUCACUCAACCAAGCUUUAUGCACGAGGUGUCUGUGAGGAUAAUGGAUCAUGAUAAAAGGAUUGGAUCCUGGUUUACUGAAAGGCCCACAAUGACUCAUAUUCCUACUCCUCCCAGUGUCUCAACCCUCACUAAUUACACAGUCACUAACCUCACCCUCCUCCCUCCCUCAGUCGCCAGUGCGUACAGUCAGUUAGAGCAAGAGUGGACUGAUGGUGACCUAACUCGGAGAGGAUUCCUCAAAAAGAAAUCGACCCUCCUUCAACCUUACUCCCACCUUCCUUGUGUCCACUCCUAUACUGUGCAACUAGGAGCUGAUGGACAGGUUCACACCGAGUCUAAAAUUAGCUCGCAUGUUACUAAAAAUAGUAACACUUAUUACAGUCACCCCACCCACACGCGUAGUGAGCUCUCACAUAAAACCCGUCGUCUCCUCAGCGAGUCUAACUUCCCCUCUAGCUGGUUGCCGUGGGAACGCUAUGGGGUUUUCCCCGUCUCGGAAGAGUCAUCACUCUACCAGAUGUCCCCCCAAAAGAGGCGGAGACUUCUCGAUACUUUUGCCGAGUCGCUGCGCUACGUAAACCUUCUUUACACGAGGGAGUACGGGCGGGAAGCUCGCAAGGUACCUGCCCACAUGCCGCACAUGAUCAAUAAAGAAAUAAUGACAGAGCUACAGGCAAAGUAUUCUGAACAAUUUGACAAGACCUCUUCUCACAGACUAAGAAACAAGGAAGACAUGCAAUACUCCUUCUCUUACUUCUACUACCUCAUCGGAGAGAAAACCGUCAUUCCAGUAUCCACCAUAUUCAAUGAAAUGGACACUGAUAAAUCCGGUAUAUUGUCAGUGAGGGAGCUGAGGACGCUCUUGGUUAGGUUGAAAGGCGUUCCACUGACUGCUAGUGUCAUUGAUGAUUUCGAGGGAGUUUUAAAGGAUUGUGCUUUGAAGUAUAAUCAUAGUUUGCCGUCAGUUGAUCCACUGGAGUAUGAGACUCACUAUGAUCCCAACUUGCCCCUCCUAACUUUAGAGUUUGUUGCUAAUUGUACUGAGCUCGUGAAGAUGAUCAAUAAAACAUAUGGAUCAAAAAACAGAUUCAAGUAUGUUGAAUUAGAUGGAGAACACGACGUUAAUUUUAAAAUGCUACAUCACAACAGCACAGUCGUAUUGUCAAAAUUAGAUGAAGUCCGAAAGUCUCAGAAGAAAUUCAUUUGUCUAAAUGAUAAUUUGGACCACACGUCGGAGGACAGCAGAAUGGCUGCCCUCAUUUUGCAGGACUUUUACGAGUCAUACUUUCCAAUACAGUCACAGUUUGAGCUACCAGCAAACUAUAGGAACAGGUUCCUUUAUGUGGAGGACCUGGAAGAGUGGUUACAAAAUAGACGAAUCAUGCAAGUACUCCUACAGUUAAUAUGUGUUGCGCUGGUCCUAGUAUGUCUCUUUUCAGUGUUUUAUGGAAAGAUUAUUCAGUGUAGGAGAAAGGUCGGGCGCUGUAUUCAAAACUGUUUUCAAGGGAACAGGUCGGGUCGACUGUCAACAGUAUGAUAAUGAUGGCAGAAUAUUAAUAAAAGUUAUAUAUAUGUAUAUCUCUCGAAGUACAUACAAUAAACUGAAUCAGUUCUUUUAUAUUAUAAUUUAUAUUUCAAUAAUUUACCAAUAAAUUAUUAUUAUUAUUAUUAUUGUACAGGAUUUGUAUAUAAUAUAUGGAACACAGAGAGAGAAAGAAAGAAAAGACAUAAUGUUAACACACAAUCACAAACAGAUAGAUCAACA